CGCAAUCUCUCACUUCAGAAUCCUGUUGAGCAGCAAUAGACAUGCAAGUGCUUCUCUUCAAAACAAUGCAAAAAGGCACAUUUUUUGCCAGAUUGUGAUGAUACAGAUACAAGAUCUUUAAAACAUCCUAAAACAUUGGCAUUUCUGUCUGAUGUCUAGAUACACAGUAUCUAGUUCUUAAUGAUUAUGAUACCAAAACAAAAAUGACUGAUCAUAUUGUAACUUUAUCUCAUGCAAGUACAUUCUUUAAGCAUGUUUAACUGACUUUCUACAGAAUGUGGUAUGAAAUACUUUGAACAAACGUAGAUGUUUUUGGCAGUUUUAUUGUGUGUGUGUGUGUGUGCAAUGACACAGAGGAAGUGAGGGUGGAGAACCACUAACCACAUUGAUCAAUUCCUUUUUGCCCUGCCUAGUCCUUAGAAGAAACUAACACAGCAGGAGAUAAAGAAGCGGGUUGAUAUUCACGGGAAAAUGUUUGGCACUGUGUGUGGACUGAUAUGGAUGGCCGUUACCGUGAGCUUGUUCAUCUCAACGGGACAUCCCUCGCCCACACCGAUGCCUGACCAGUAUGCCAGAGGACUGGAUUGGUUGAGCCGGUAUGGGUACCUCCCUCCUCCUGAUCCUCGCACGAGCAAGCUGCAGACGAAGGAUGGGGUCGAGCAGGCGAUCCGCGAGAUGCAGAGAUUCGGAGGGCUCGAGGAAACGGGCAGACUGGAUAAAGACACUCUCAAUCUCAUGCAGACGCCUAGAUGCUCUCUCCCUGACAUUGUGGGAUCAGAGGACAUGUUGAAAAGGAAGAGGAGGAGGAAGAGAUACGCCCUGUCAGGCCUUCGCUGGGAUAGGACCGACCUGACAUGGAGCGUCCACAGUUACCCAAACCCCUCCCGUUCGACCUCUGUCUUCCGCCCGGACACGGUGGAGGCGAUCCUGACUCUGGCCUUCAAGGCCUGGAGUGACGUGGCCCCCCUCAGCUUCCGACAGCUCUCUGGGAGCGACAGAGAAGAUAUGGGGCCCGGAGGGGACAUCCGAGUGUCUUUUACCCGCUCGCUCCAUGACGACGGGUACCCUUUCGACGGUAGAGGGGGCACCCUUGCCCACGCCUUCUUCCCGGGGAGGGAUGACGUCGCGGGGGACACGCACUUCGAUGACGAUGAGUACUGGAGCUAUGGAGGGGACAGCAGUAGCACAGACCUCUUCACAGUGGCGGUGCAUGAGUUUGGCCACGCCCUAGGUCUGUCCCACUCCUCCUCGGAUCCCUCCAUUAUGAGGCCCUACUACCAGGGAGCUGUGAAAGACAUCUCCUCCUACAACCUUCCUCUGGAUGACAGGAUGGCUAUUCAAGAGCUCUACGGGAGGAAGGAGAGCAAGCCUGCAGUGCACCCUGGUGGCAGUGGUUCAACUCCCAGUCACCCUCGCCUGCCCAGUCCUCCACCUCCAAGGCCAACAAAACAUUCGGACCGCUCUUUCCAAAGUCGUUGUGAGGGCGGCUUUGAUGCUGUGGCAAAUAUCAGAGGAGAGGUCUUCUUUUUUAAGGGUCCACAUUUCUGGAGGAUGCAGAGGACAGGUAAUCUUGUCUCCCUCAACCCAGCCCUGAUUAGAAACUUCUGGAUGGGGCUCCCCCCUGAAACCAACAAGAUUGAUGCCGUUUACGAGAGGAAGAGCGAUGGCAUCAUCAUCUUCUUCAUUGGGGCUCAGUACUGGGUGUUCAAAGACAAUGUGGCCCGCCCCGGCUACCCCAGGCCUCUGGCAGAGUGGGGGAUGAGGACCAAGGACGGCGAAAAAGUGGAAAGAGUGGAGGCUGCCUUCGUGUGGGCCCACAACGGGAAGACCUAUCUAUUCAGCAUGGGUGAGUUCUGGAAGUUCGACGAGGGCCGAAAGGAGGAGGGGAGGAAGCCGGAGGGGGGCUACCCCAAAGACGCAGCCCUCUGGAGAGGGGUGCCAGCGGACCCCGAUGACAUCAUCAGCUGGGGAGAAGGAGAUGCGUACUUCUUUAAGGACAACCUCUAUUGGGUCAUGCAGAGAGGAGGACUGGACCAAGAUAAUGUCACUCCAAAAUCCAUUGCGGUGGAUUGGCUCAGGUGUCCACAUGUACCCACACCUACACCCCACCUUCCAGCCAAUCCUCAUCCAAGGGGAAAAGACUGCAGCUGUGACUUGAGCAGAGCAUCUGCAAUUCCCAUUUGCAGUUGGUUGAUCCUGCUAUCUGUUGUGGUUCAGCUGAUUUGUUUUAAAUUAACAAGGUAAUAAAAUUUGUAAAACACA
Messenger RNA from Oncorhynchus mykiss (rainbow trout), 2262 nucleotides. It is a transcript of the gene mmp25b, whose product is annotated as matrix metallopeptidase 25b. Gene Ontology annotation, biological process: proteolysis; extracellular matrix organization; collagen catabolic process. NCBI's taxonomy places the organism in Eukaryota, Metazoa, Chordata, Actinopteri, Salmoniformes, Salmonidae. Gene Ontology annotation, molecular function: metalloendopeptidase activity; zinc ion binding. Gene Ontology annotation, cellular component: extracellular matrix. The record is from RefSeq and is a predicted model, not a curated record.